CAAAGCUUCAGAACUCUGGCAGAAGGAAAGAUGAUGGGGUUUUUAACUUUAUCCUCCCAAUAAUUCCUCUUCGUCUCUCCCACACAGUCCCUACAGUUGUACAUUUUCCCUCUUUAACACACAUUUAUGUGUGUUUCCUCUCUCUCUCCUCUCUCCAUCUCUAUCUCAGUCUGUGUUCCUGUCGCUUGAGCACUCAAUGAAACACUGUAAACCGAGCCAGAAGGAUGUGAUGUAACGAUAAAAAUCAAGACUUUUCCCUCAGUGAAAGUUAAAAAAAAAAUUAAAUUUUAUAUAGAAAUAAAAAGAAAAAACAUCAAUUUGGGUAGAGUCUCUUUCUGAAUCAUAAAAAAAAAUCUAAUGUCGGUACAUGUGGUUCUCUUCUCUAUCUUCUUCUUCUUCUUCAUGGAGAGUUAGAGUUUUCUUUUUCUUAGCAUAUUUGGGGUUAAGAAAAAUACGCAGUUGUUUUAGCUUGUACGCAUGUUGAAAUGGCCCUGCUUAGAGAAGUCGUCCUUCUCGGAUUUCUCAUCUGUUUGAGCUUUGGGACUACCGUAAAUUCAGACAAUGGAGCAACAUUGCUGGAGAUUAAGAAGUCCUUCAAAGAUGUGAACAAUGUGCUCUAUGACUGGACAGGUUCACCUUCUUCGGACUAUUGUGUCUGGAGAGGUGUGACUUGUGAUAAUGUCACCUUCAAUGUUGUUGCUCUUAAUUUGUCAGAUUUGAAUCUUGAUGGAGAAAUCUCACCUACUAUUGGAGAUCUUAAGAGCCUCUUAUCCAUUGAUCUCCGAGGUAAUCGUUUGUCUGGGCAAAUUCCUGAUGAGAUUGGUGACUGUUCUUCUCUGCAAAAUUUGGACUUGUCUUUUAAUGAAUUAAGUGGUGACAUACCGUUUUCGAUUUCCAAGUUGAAGCAACUUGAGCAGCUGAUCCUCAAGAAUAACCAAUUGAUAGGACCAAUUCCUUCAACGCUUUCGCAGAUUCCAAAUCUGAAAAUUCUGGACCUGGCACAGAAUAAACUCAGCGGGGAGAUACCAAGACUUAUUUAUUGGAAUGAAGUUCUUCAAUAUCUCGGAUUGCGCGGAAACAAUUUAGUGGGUAACCUUUCUCCAGAUUUGUGUCAGCUUACAGGUCUAUGGUAUUUUGACGUGAGGAACAACAGCUUGACGGGUAGUAUCCCUGAGACGAUAGGAAACUGCACUGCCUUCCAGGUUUUGGACUUGUCCUAUAAUCAGCUAACUGGCGAGAUUCCUUUCGACAUUGGUUUCCUUCAAGUAGCCACAUUAUCAUUGCAAGGCAACCAGCUUUCUGGGAAGAUACCAUCAGUGAUUGGUCUCAUGCAAGCUCUUGCAGUGUUAGAUCUAAGUGGCAACGUGCUGAGUGGGCCUAUCCCUCCCAUUCUGGGAAAUUUGACUUUCACAGAGAAAUUGUACUUGCACAGUAACAAGCUAACUGGUUCAAUUCCACCUGAGCUUGGAAACAUGUCAAAACUCCAUUACUUGGAGCUCAACGAUAAUCGUCUUACAGGUCAUAUACCACCAGAGCUUGGAAAGCUUACUGACUUGUUUGAUCUGAAUGUGGCUAACAAUGACCUGGAAGGACUUAUACCUGAUCAUCUGAGCUCAUGUACAAAUUUAAACAGCUUGAAUGUUCAUGGGAACAAGUUCAACGGAACCAUACCCCGAGCGUUUCAAAAGCUUGAGAGCAUGACGUACCUUAAUCUCUCCAACAACAAUAUCGGAGGUCGAAUUCCAGUAGAGCUAUCUCGUAUCGGCAAUUUAGAUACACUGGAUCUUUCCAACAACAAGAUAAAUGGUAUCAUUCCUCCCUCCCUGGGUGAUUUAGAGCAUCUUCUCAAAAUGAACUUGAGCAGAAACCAUAUAACGGGUGUAGUUCCUGCCGACUUCGGAAAUUUAAGAAGCAUCAUGGAGAUAGAUCUUUCAAAUAAUGAUAUAUCAGGCCCAGUUCCCGAAGAGCUUAACCAACUGCAGAAUAUGUAUUUGUUGAGACUGGAAAAUAAUAACUUAACCGGUAAUGUUGGUUCAUUAGCCAACUGUAUCAGUCUUACUGUAUUGAAUGUUUCUUACAACAACCUAGUUGGUGAUAUUCCUAGCAGCAAUAACUUCUCAAGAUUUUCUCCAGACAGCUUCAUUGGCAAUCCUGGCCUUUGUGGUAGUUGGCUAACCUCGCCCUGUCAUGUUUCUCGUCCAACAGUACGAGUGUCAAUCUCUAGAGCAGCUAUUCUUGGGAUAGCUAUUGGGGGAUUUCUCAUCCUUCUUAUGGUCCUUAUAGCAGCUUGCCGGCCGCACAAUCCUCCUCCGUUUCUGGAUGGAUCACUUGACAAACCAGUAGCCUAUUCUCACCCGAAGCUGGUCAUCCUUCAUAUGAACAUGGCACUCCACGUUUACGAGGAUAUCAUGCGAAUGACAGAAAAUCUCAGUGAGAAGUACAUCAUUGGGCACGGAGCAUCGAGCACUGUAUACAAAUGCGUUUUAAAGAACUGCAAACCGGUUGCGAUUAAGCGUCUUUACUCUCACAACCCACAGUCAAUGAAACAGUUUGAGACUGAGCUUGAGAUGCUUAGUAGUAUCAAACAUAGAAAUCUUGUAAGCCUACAAGCCUAUUCCCUUUCUCCCUUGGGAAGUCUUCUCUUCUAUGACUACAUGGACAAUGGCAGCCUAUGGGAUCUUCUUCACGGCCCCACGAAGAAGAAGACUCUUGAUUGGGACACACGGCUUAAGAUAGCAUAUGGUGCUGCACAAGGACUAGCGUAUCUACACCAUGACUGUAGUCCAAGGAUCAUACACAGAGACGUGAAGUCUUCCAAUAUUCUUUUGGACAAAGACUUAGAGGCUCGUUUGACAGAUUUCGGAAUUGCGAAGAGCUUGUGUGUCUCAAAGACACAUACUUCAACUUACAUCAUGGGCACAAUUGGUUACAUAGACCCCGAAUAUGCACGCACUUCACGUCUCACCGAGAAAUCCGAUGUCUACAGCUAUGGAAUAGUGCUGCUCGAGUUGUUAACCAGAAGGAAAGCCGUUGACGAUGAGUCCAACCUCCACCAUCUGAUAAUGUCCAAGACAGUGAACAAUGCAGUGAUGGAAAUGGCAGAUCCAGAUAUCACAUCGACUUGUAAGGAUCUCGCGGUGGUGAAGAAGGCUUUCCAGCUUGCACUACUGUGCACCAAAAAACAGCCAAGCGAUCGACCUACAAUGCAUCAGGUGGUUCGUGUCCUCGGCAGUUUCAUGUUGUCGGAACAACCACCAGCCGCGGCAGCAGCCACUUCAACAACGCUGACCGCUUCGUGCUACGUCGAUGAGUAUGCAAAUCUCAAGACUCCUCACAGUGUCAACUGCUCUUCCAUGAGUGCCUCAGAUGCUGAGCUCUUUCUUCGAUUUGGACAAGUCAUUUCUCAGAACAGUGUCUGAGAAAAAUGUUGGUGUUGUGAACCGUUUUCUAGGAGAACGUUAGAUAUCUUCUAUUAUGUCUUGUAAAAAUUGUGCACGGCCUUAUUAUUAUUAGUUAAGAGUGUUAAUAUCUUUUCAGACAGACACCUAGACGUGCUUUUUUCUAUCUUAACUUCAUCCUUUUGGAAAAUAAUUGUUGAAUGAUUGAAGCACACGCAGUAUGUAUCAUUUCAGCAUUCGUUAAAUCAUUAAUA
Molecule: messenger RNA, 3652 nt
Organism: Eruca vesicaria subsp. sativa (arugula)
Lineage: Eukaryota; Viridiplantae; Streptophyta; Magnoliopsida; Brassicales; Brassicaceae
Source: the annotation of a GenBank genome assembly